AUGACAUAUUUAUUCGAUAUCCCUGCCUAUUUCAUUCUUUUACGAGAAACUCUUGAGGUCACGAUAAUUCUUGCCGUACUGCUUGGGUUCAUUGAUAUACUUGUCCCAGAAAAGGAUGCAGCAAUAAAAAAAACUUUUAAACGUCAAAUUUGGAUCGGUGCAGCUGCUGGCUUGGCUCUUUCUAUUGUAAUUGGUAGUGUUUUUAUAGCUGUUUUUUAUACUGUUGCAAAAAAUUUAUGGGAAGAAAACGAACCAGCAUGGGGUAUGACCAGAGUUCAGCAAUGGAGAAAAAAAUGGGAAAGAAAACUUGAAAAAGCAACUGAAAGUUACUUGGAAAAGCAUAAAACUGGCAAUAAAUGGGCUUUGAUUUUGUUACCAUUCACUGUUGUAUGUCGUGAAGCUGUUGAAACCUUUGUAUUCAUAGGAGGUAUUGGAUUCAAUAAACCUGCAUCAGGACUACCAAUUCCAGUAAUUCUUGGACUUUUGUCAGGGUUUGUUAUUGGGUGGAUCAUUUACAAAGGAGCUCACAAAGUAUCAAUAAAUAUAUUUUUUACAGCUACUACAGUAUUUCUUCUUUUUGUGGCAGCUGGAAUGUUUUCAACUUCAGUCCAUAAAUUUCAACAAGCAACUGGAUCACAUGAAACAGUGUUAUGGCAUACAACAUGUUGUGAUACAAAUAAUGCAUUCUGGUCAAUUAUGCAAGCAAUAUUUGGAUGGCGUGAAAAAGCAACACUUGGUACAACAAUUGGUUAUUUCAGCUAUUGGGCAUGCGUGAUUGUUGCGGUUACGUCAAUUUUUUAUUUUGGCAAGAAAAGUGACGAAGAAUUGGAGGAGGAUAAGAUCGUAAAGUCUAAAUUUGAGGACCCACCCUCGAAGAACGAUGAUGCAUAUUACAAUGAGAAUUCUGAACUGAUACAAGAUCAAAGAAAUGACGAGAAUACUAACAAUAGCAAAAGAGCUGAGAUCAUUGAAGUAAAUAAUAAUGGAAAUAUUAACAAUGAAGAAAGAAAUGAGAUUGUUGAUGUUGUGCAAGAAAACAUAACAAUAUCAACAAAUAGAACAUAUAGAACAUAUAGAAUACAUAAUCAUCAUCGAAAUGAUCAUAACACUCUGUCUCAAAAUUAUAGUAUCACAGAUAUCACAACUGAUGAAAGAGAUGAUACAGAUAAUGCCUCAGGUGAGAUUGAAGGUAAUGAUUAUAAUGUCUCAAAUGAAAUAGUUGAUGAGGAAGCAACUGAUGGAAGAGAUGAUACAGAUAAUGUCUCAGAUGAAAUAGUUGAUGAAGAAGAAAGCAUAGAAAGAAGAAUAUUAGAAAAUUCAAAACAAAAAUGGUCACUCCAAGAAGAAAAUCUUCUUUUGAAUUUUAUUUUGAGGAAAAGUAUCAAUGCUAAAAAACUCAAAGAAUCAGGAUUAUAUAGAACCAGUUCUGCAAUAUCAAACAAGGCUCGAGAAAUCAAGUGA
This is a messenger RNA of Entrophospora sp. SA101, 1461 nucleotides long. Lineage: Eukaryota; Fungi; Glomeromycota; Glomeromycetes; Entrophosporales; Entrophosporaceae. The record is from the annotation of a GenBank genome assembly.